UCUUCCUUUUCCCUAUCUAAGCCGUCGCCAUGAAGGUCGAGCUGUGCAGUUUUAGCGGAUAUAAAAUCUAUCCCGGCCACGGCCGGCGAUACGCCAGGAUAGACGGGAAGGUCUUCCAGUUCCUGAAUGCAAAGUGCGAGUCGGCCUUCCUGUCCAAGAGGAACCCCAGACAGAUCAACUGGACCGUGCUGUACAGACGCAAGCACAAGAAGGGCCAGUCUGAAGAGGUGACGAAGAAGCGCACACGCCGCGCGGUGAAGUUCCAGAGGGCCAUCACCGGAGCCUCCCUGGCCGAGAUCCUGGCCAAGAGGAACCAGAAGCCCGAGGUGCGCAAGGCCCAGCGGGAGCAGGCCAUCAGGGCUGCCAAGGAGGCCAAGAAGGCCAAACAGGCAACCAAGAAGCAGUCAGCUCCAAGCACCAAGGCCCCUGCUAAAGCUGCACCCAAGCAGAAGAUCGCAAAGCCCAUGAAAGUCAGCGCACCUCGCGUCGGUGGAAAACGCUAAGCGGCAAACUUAUGAUUUGGUUACCAGUUAUUAAUAAAAACCAUUAAACAUUUUCCAGCUUUCUCUGA
Messenger RNA from Megalops cyprinoides (Indo-Pacific tarpon), 571 nucleotides. Its product is annotated as 60S ribosomal protein L24. Gene Ontology annotation, molecular function: structural constituent of ribosome; mRNA binding. Bases 30 to 503 code for a protein of 157 amino acids. Lineage: Eukaryota; Metazoa; Chordata; Actinopteri; Elopiformes; Megalopidae. The transcript has 6 exons. Gene Ontology annotation, biological process: cytoplasmic translation. Gene Ontology annotation, cellular component: cytosolic large ribosomal subunit. The record is from RefSeq and is a predicted model, not a curated record.